Molecule: messenger RNA, 1401 nt
Organism: Indicator indicator
Lineage: Eukaryota; Metazoa; Chordata; Aves; Piciformes; Indicatoridae
Gene: TTC38
Product: tetratricopeptide repeat domain 38
Exons: 14
Coding region: 1-1401 (466 amino acids)
Molecular function (GO): protein binding
Source: RefSeq, a predicted model, not a curated record
AUGGCGUCUCUGAGGGACUGUAAGGCCUGGCAGGAUGCUGGACUUGCCCUGUCCACCACUAACAAUGAAGCCUGUAAGCUAUUUGAUGCUGUGCUGACGCAGUAUGCAACCUGGACCAAUGAUCAGAGCCUUGGAGGUAUUGAGGGAUGUCUCUCCAAGUUAAAAGCAGCAGAGCCAAACUUUACAAUGGGACUUGUCAUCGCCAAUGGUUUGGAGUUGGUUGGCACUGGGAGUUCAGUGCGGCUCAGCAAGGAGCUGGAUGGUGCCAUGAGAACAAUGCUGAUGCUUUCAAAGUCACAGCCCCUGACUGAGCGAGAGAAGCUUCAUGUCUCAGCGCUGGACAUGUUUGCCAGGGGGCAGCUUCCAAAAGCUUGUGAUCUAUGGGAGGAGAUUCUGCAGAGCCACCCCACUGACCUGCUAGCCCUCAAAUUUUCCCAGGACACUUACUUCUACUUGGGCUACCAAACACAGAUGCGAGAUUCUAUUGCCCGGGUUUAUCCUUUCUGGACACCUGAUAUUCCACUGAGCAGCUACGUGAAGGGCUACUACUCUUUCGGACUCAUGGAAACAAACCUGUUUGAUCGUGCUGAGGAGGUUGCCCAUGAGGCUCUGGCUAUAAACCCGACAGAUGCGUGGUCUGUUCACACUAUAGCUCACAUAUAUGAAAUGAAAGCAGAGGUGAAGAAAGGCUCAGCUUUUAUGAAGGAAACAGAGGCCAACUGGAAGAGCAGUGAUAUGCUUGCUUGCCAUAAUUACUGGCACUGGGCUUUAUACUUUAUUGAAAAGGGUGAAUAUGAAGCUGCUUUGACAAUUUAUGACAAUCAUAUUGCUCCCCGCUGUCUGUCAAGUGGAAGCAUGCUGGAUGUAGUAGAUAAUUGUUCAAUGCUGUACAGGCUUCACCUGGAAGGUGUAAAGCUUGGAGAAAGGUGGAACAAUGUUCUGGAGCUUACAAAGAAGCACACCAAAGAUCACAUUCUUCUGUUCAAUGAUGUACACUUCUUGAUGUCCUCACUUGGAGCCAAAGACCACAGAACAACGAAUGAACUUUUAACAACUCUUCAGGAACUUGCUACAGCACCUUGUGAAGACCAUGAGCUCUCCCUGGCUCCUAGCCUGGGGUUGCCACUCUGCCAGGCUUUUGUGGAGUUUGAAAAUGGAAAUUGUGACAAGGCUGUGGACCUGCUGUAUCCAAUCCGUUACCAACUAAUCCAGCUGGGAGGCAGCAAUGCUCAGAGAGAUGUGUUCAGCCAGUUAUUGAUUCAUGCUGCUUUAAAUUCUAAGUCACAAGCCAAUCAAAACCUUGCAAGGUGCCUCCUGAGAGAACGUGAUGUGGUGAGACCACAUUCACCCAUGACAGAGCGACUUAUUAGGAAGGCAGCAGCUGUUCAUUCCAGGGCAUAA